Molecule: messenger RNA, 1073 nt
Organism: Aricia agestis (brown argus)
Lineage: Eukaryota; Metazoa; Arthropoda; Insecta; Lepidoptera; Lycaenidae
Product: pleckstrin homology domain-containing family A member 3-like
Exons: 5
Coding region: 75-707 (210 amino acids)
Biological process (GO): receptor recycling; retrograde transport, endosome to Golgi; endosome organization
Cellular component (GO): trans-Golgi network; early endosome; recycling endosome
Source: RefSeq, a predicted model, not a curated record
CGAACCCAAAUUUCAGAAAUCGAAGUUGUGAAAAACAAUAAUAAAUAUUAAUAUUAUCUUUAAUUUUUAAAAAUAUGGAAGGUGUAUUGUGGAAAUGGACAAAUUAUUGGAACGGUUGGCAAACGCGUUGGUUUAUUUUAGAAAACGGUGUACUCUCGUACUAUAAAUCACAAGAGGAAGUAAAUCAAGGAUGCAAGGGAUCUGUAAAAGUAUCGGUCUGCCAAAUAAAUGUAAACAACAUUGAUCCUACCAGGCUGGAUCUAGUAAUUCCGGGGCAACAACAUUUAUAUUUGAGAGCUCCUUCACCCCAAGACCGACAAAAAUGGCUGGUGGCUUUAGGAAGUGCUAAGGCAUGUGUGGAAUCAAUGGUGGAGUCAAAAGUAAUGAAUAAUGAAGAUACCCUAAACCACAAAAAAUCAGAAUUACAUUUGUAUUGUGAUUUGUUAAUGCAACAAGUGCAUGCUGUGAAAAGUGCCGCCACAGCAGAGGGAGGCCCAGAAGUACAGAAAAUGGAAGAUGAAUCCAGCCUUUUAAAAGCAACUUGUGAUACAUUUAUAAGAACUCUUGAAGACAUCAUGAAACUGACAAACAGUCCUGGAAACAGCACCCCAUUCGAGAUGCCCAUAGCUAAUAUACCAGCAAAUAAAAAUAAUAACACAAAAAGCAACAAAACCUUAACAAGGUCUCUAUCACAAGAAAAUAGAUGAGUUUAUUUAAAAUAUUUUUUUAAGAAACAGAUGUAAAUUUUUGUUGUUUUUUAUCUUUUGUAUUGUGACCUUGAUUGAAUCCUUUACCAAUUUAACUGGAAUGCCAUAUUGGUACAUUAUUAAUUAACAUGUAAAAUGUUAUUUGAGGGUGAUUUGCAAGCUGCAUGUAAAAUAGGGACAUUACCUUGAUAAUUUUGCAAAAAUAACCCAUACAUUAAUUACAACAGAAAGAAAACAUGACUUUCUUGAAAAUAUGCAUUUAUAAAUUAAGUAGAUUAAAAAUGUAAUAAUUUCAGAAAAAUAAUGCCAACGAUGUACUUAUUACAAUGCCAAUAAGAGGUUUAUAAUUUAAAAAAAGAUUUUUAA